GAGAUGUUCUGAGCCGGUAACACGUGGUGGCUGAACACAGCGGGUUGCUAAACGAGGAGAAAGAGCAGCUUCUUUCUUGUCAACUCUUUUCUUUACAUUUAAGGACCCAGGUUGAUUCAUCCUUCUUCUUCCUCCCUCUGUCUCUCUUCUGUAAUGUUUUGGCUUCCUCGUCAUGAAUCACUCUCGUACUUGUUCCCUCCCUCUUUCCUCACAUAGCUCGAGCUCUUCCUCCUUCCCUCCCUCCCUCUCUGUCUCUCAUUCAUGCACCGGCUCUGUAUCGACUAUGUUUGUCAUGUGGCUCUCUGUGCCCCGUUCGCCUCGCCUGGCCACAGAUCGGAUACACGCUGCUGCUUUGUUCCAGAAGUAGGUGAUCUCUGCUCCACCAACUGGGAAUCCAUGGCUGCCAGUUCUGCCACUUGAUUCACUGCACUGUCCAGUACCCAUUUGAGGCUUGGCUAGUGCUCAUCAUUGUUAUACUCCAAUUAGUACCUGAGCUCUGAAGCUUCAUGGAGGGGUUUCCUGUCCACUGACACAGCAGGCUGCCUUACUGGACAAGCAGCCAUGUCCGCCUGCAGCACCUUCACCGAGCAUGUGUGGAAACCGGGUGAGUGCAAGAACUGCUUCAAACCCAAGAGUCUGCAUUGUCUGGCUCAGAGUGGUGGAAGGAAGCCUCCUUCUGAGCAGAGGCCUCCAACAACUCAGCAACAGAAUCCACCCCCUGCUGGGGCCAGGGCCAACCCUAGCGUUACCAACAAUUCCCAAAGGGCUGGCAGUGGGUCUGCCCAUUCAGGACAGUUCCGUCCACCAGUGGCUAAGAAGCCAACCAUUGCCGUUAAGCCCACUAUGAUGCUGCCCUGCUCCUCUGCGGGACUGGAUUCAGACGUCAACCUGCAAAGACCACCAAAUGUGAUUCAACAGGGCAAAACAUCAGCCUUCACAGUCUGGAAUCGAAAUGGACUGAACCGUAAGAGGCCUGGUGGGCCCAGCAACAACAACGAAGGAGAAGAUGGCAGUGAGGAGAUCGAGGGUUAUGGGCAACUUAGCCCAAGGACCCCUAUUGGAAAUAACAAUAACAGUGGACUCACGGAUGUCCUAAAGGAAAUUGCUGGGUUAGGCCCUGGCCUUAGCUCAUCACCUCUUUCGGGGUCCAAGGACUUGUUUUGGGGACGAAUCAGCAGUUCAUACCGACGUUCUUUAGAAAGAGGCCUUCCAGCCUCAAGCUGUCUGGCCAUGGGAAGCAGCAGCGGCAGCGGUGGCGGCGGCGGUGGAGGUGGUGGUGGCGGCACUGGUCAAAAAAGGGUAUCUCUGAGUGAUAGCAAUGAGAUCAUCAGCACAGAGGGUGGUCGCUUUUGUUACCCAGAGUUUUCCAGUGAGGGUGAAGAUGAUGAGGACGAGGAGGAGGAUGAGGAGGAAGACACUGAAAGGGAAGAUGAUGAACAUGAGAGCUGGGAUGAAAGUGAUGAAGAGUUACUAGCCGUGGAGAUACGUAUGCGAGGUCAACCACGGUUUGCAAAUUUCCGUGCUGCUACAUUGUCUCCGGUGCCCUUUGCAGCAGGGAAGAAGUGGAAUACUGUGCCACUUCGCAACCGCUCACUACAGCGAAUUUGUGCAGUGGACUAUGAUGAUAGCUAUGAUGAGAUCUUGAAUGGAUACCCCUCCUUGGACUCCAAUGGAGCACUUCUUCCCUAUGGACACCAUGACAUGCAAGGCAGUGGUUUCCUAUCAAAUUCAGAGUCUACCACUUCUCCAGAGUCCUCGUCUUCGCUACCAGAGGAUUCUCGAACAAAUUCCAGCAGUGGGAGCAGUGCCCCCUGUGCAGUCUUGCAGUCUCCUACACCUUCUAAGGCACCUGUCCCCUGCACUUCUCCAAAAAAGGGGCCCACCCAGAGAGCACUGAGUCCACUCAAGGUGACUGAAACACACAAGGCUGUCCUGGCUAUUAGACUAGAAGAUCAAGAUGGCAGAGAAGGCAUGCCAAUGCCCCAGGCCCUUCCAGGUCAACCGGUCACUAUCAGUUUUAGUCCCACAGAGGAGCAAGCUAAACCAUACCGUGUAGUAAAUUUGGAAAAAUCUCUGAUCUGUAAACCUUACACUGUAGUGGACGUGUCAGCAUCUAUGGCCAACAAAGAGGAACAAAUUCCAGACUCUACACCAAAACCUAAAAACCUGUCAAUGCCUUCAGCCCCUACAUCGUUCUGUAGCACGUCUUUAGGUAAGCCCUUGUCUCCAACCUCCCCCGUUUCUCCAUCUUCUCCUAUGAUGCCUACGUCACCUACAUCUGUAGCUCUGUCAGGUACCUCUCGAAAGAAACCAGGGAGCAUACGCUACCAAGAAGUGUGGACCUCAAGCACAAGUCCUCGCCAAAAGAUACCCAAAGUAGAUCUAGGAGUUGGGAGUAAUCAUGGUUCCUCCAUCCCUACCCAACACUGCAGUCACAAGUCAGCUCCCACAUCUCCCAUUGCUGGGCUGUCUUCCUCCCGAACUGUACCUGUGAAAUCACCCAAUUUAUCAGAGAUUAAGUUUAACAGUUUCAAUAAUGCAGGCAUGCCUCCUUUCCCCAUUAUUAUUAGAGAUGAGCCAGCCUAUGCCCGCAGCUCCAAAAAUGCUGUUAAAGUACCCAUCGUUAUCAAUCCAAGUGCAUAUGACAACCUCGCUGUGUACAAGAGCUUCUUGGGACUUAGUGGGGAACUGCCACAGCCAAAGGGUGUGGGUAGUAGGGUAGCCAGCCAUACUUAUGAAGAGAUUGGAUCGUCUGAGAGUGUCCAGUCCUCCUCAACAGAGAAAACUAUCUCUGGUCGUGGCACAUCAGAGAGAACUUCUUUUGAAGAGACAAAAGCUGCACCUGAAGCAGUGUCAAAAGCACCAAAUUUACAACCUAGAACCACUACAGACUCUAGCACUCUGACAAGCACUGUGAUGAGCUCCACAGUUGGGGCCCUCUCUCCCACUAAAUCAACAAAUUCCCCUGCCGUUCUUACCAUCACUGCAAACUUACCUAAAACCAGCCCCACGAACAAUGCUGUUAUACGCACUUGCAAGACAAGUGGUGAUCCUACUUGCAGUAAAGAUGAUACAGACUUAGAUCUGUCUUCUGCAUCAACAGUAAGCCAAAGGGAGGAGGCCAGUGCUGUGCUUUUACAGAUUGUGGCCUCCAUUCACCCUCCCCAGUCUCCUCCAGAGUCGCCUUCAGCACCAGCCAAAACCCUCAAUUCAGAAGAGCUGUAUGCCCUACCACCUGAUGCCAUGAAAGAGACACUCACCCGACCCAAGUCCCUCUUUUCCACAACUGAUGGCUGUCUUUCCAAGCCCAAGAAGGACACGCCCUCAAAAGUUUUGUCUAAAUCCCAGAGUGCCUCUGCUGCUGUCCCACUCUCCAGCCCAUGUUCAGAGCCCAAUGCCCCCUUCCCUCCUCCUAGAUCUACAUCUUCCCCUUACCACGCCUCAAACAUCCUCCAGAGACACUUUGCCAACUGGACCAAGAGUUCGGCAUCCAGUUCUCCUGUACGACCCAGUGAAGGUGAAACAAGUCCAGGUGGAGAGGGGAGACGCGUUUCAGCAGAUAGUUCCAAACCCAAACGCUGGAUCUCCUUUAAGAGCUUCUUUCGCCGACGGAAAGAUGAGGAUGAACAGAGAGAGAGGGUGGAGAGAGAGAAGGAGAAAGGCAAGCUGGUUGGGCUUGACGGAACUGUCAUUCACAUGCUUCCACCACCACCAAUCCAACAUCAUCACUGGUUCACCGAGGCCAAACCAGAGGAUCCCACCCAGAAGCCAACCAUCAUCUUCACCUACAAACCAGAAGGUGGCAGUGCACCUGGUGAUGAAGAAGGAGAACUACGAGUGGAGGAGUGCAAAGAAAAUACACUACUUUCACCUGAGGAGAGCAAGGAACCCAGACCUUUGAGUCCAGGGCGAACACCUCCUUCACACACCACUGGAUGUGAUCUCAUCAGCAAGGAAUUAAGCCAGGUACAAGUCAGUGCCAGCAAUGCCAGGGAUCGGGAGCUGCCCGGUGCCACUUCCCUGCCUGCCAAAGUGAAUCUGGGGCUGGUGCUUGGGGAGGGCAAAGAUGGCCACGCUAACCAACCAGCCUCAGUCAGUGAGGGCAGCGCCAGUCUUGGAGAGCCGGAGGAGGAUGGAAAUCACUCCCACUCUACCGCCUCAAGCCAAUCCAGUGCCACAUACAGCAACCUGGGUCAGUCCAGAGCCAACAUGAUCCCACUGAAACAGCCACGGAACAUCAAAGCAUCCAACGAUACCUUGGCCUCCAUCGACUUCGACAGCCUCGCUGACCAGCCAGCUGCAAAGGCCACACCACCACCACUCCCCAAGAAGGUUGUACCCCGCCCCAUCAACGAUCCCAGCCUCGGAGGCAAAGAGUCAGUGCAGGGAGCUCUGAGACCUCGGGCUGAGGCUAAACCCGGAGGCACCAACCUGAGUGUGGCCAACCCUCUUUACGACCUGGACUCCACCUGGGAGACAGCUAGUCAGAGCUCCUCUCUGAGCUCAGAACCUCAUCGAACUCACGACCACGAGAGCGGUGACUCACUGGAGAGGCCAUCAGUUGCCAUGGCCACCAGCAAGAGCCGCCCAACUAACAGCAUGUCAUCCCUGGUUCCUCAACCUGUAUCUGCUGCACCCAGUGACACCACUGGCAGAGAGAGGAGGGUCUACCCGAGUACAGAAUCUUUGGCUGGAAGGGGUCGGACAACAGGUCGCAGUGCUGCUGCUGGAGGAGGAGGCUCCAAACCCCAGAGACCUGCUCUUUACAGGGGGUUAGACAGCUGGGAUGAAGUGGUGGGAAGGAUCCGGGGACUCCACACGGACACCCUGCGGAAGCUGGCAACAAAGUGCGAGGACCGCUUCAUGGCUGGUCAGAAGGACCACUUGAGAUUUGGUACUGACAGCUGGUCCCACUUCAGGCUGACCACUGGGAAACCCUGCUGUGAGGCGGGAGAUGCUGUCUACUACACCGCCUCCUAUGCCAAGGACCCACUGGUGAACUACGCCAUCAAGAUCUGCCGGAGCAAAGUGAAGGAGACCCAGCAGCAGUUCUUCCACAGCCUCGCAGUGAGACAGAGCCUUGCUGUGAACUUCAACAUCCAGCAAGACUGCGGACACUUCCUGGCUGACGUCCCCACCCGCCUGCUGCCCUGGGAAGAGGAAGAAAAUGAGGAGGAGGAGGAGGAAGAGGAAGAGGAAAAUGUAAAUGAGCCGAAGGAGAAAGAGAAAGAGGUCAAGACCAAAGCCAAGGUGACGGACUCCAAAGCUAACAGCAAAUUGGAUGACACCCCCACAGCAGGUCACAUGAACACCGCUGGCCGCUUGAAGAGCCGAGUGGUGGUCAUCACUCGUGAGGUGCCCUUCCAGACGGUGGCUGACUUUGUCCGAGAAGGCGUGGCACGACACGCUCAUAACCCGGAGCUGUACGAGCGUCAGGUGUGUCUCCUGCUGCUGCAGCUGUGCUCCGGGCUGGAGCACAUGAAACCUUAUCACGUGACUCACUGUGACCUGCGCCUGGAGAACCUGCUGCUGGUCCACUGCCAACCUGGCAACCCCUGGAAUCUGGACAUUCUUGAGCCUAACAACAACAGCAACAGCAGCAGCAAUAUUUCUGGUGCUACCUCAGCCAGUGCUGCUGCUGCCGCCGCCAACGCCACAUGCCCCGCCCGCCUCAUCAUCAGUAACUUCUCCCAAGCAAAGCAGAAGAGCACUCUGAUGACCGCCAACCCCGGGACACUGCGCGACCAGUCACGCCUGGCACCCGAAAUUGUCACAGCCACUCAGUACCGCAAGUGUGACGAGUUCCAGACGGGAAUUCUCAUCUACGAGAUGCUGCACCGACCCAACCCCUUCGAGGAGACGCCAGAGCUGAAGGAGCGGGAGUACACCUGGGCCGACCUGCCACCGCUUCCUGUCAGAUCGCUCUAUUCGCAGGGUCUGCAGCAGCUGGCCAGGUUACUGCUCACCGUCAACCCCUCUGAAAGGAUCCGCAUGUCUGAGGCCCGGGCCUGCCUGCAGUGCCUGCUCUGGGGCCCUCGGGAGGACUUGUUCCAGGCGCUGGGCUGCAGCAGCACAGGCCCCAUGUCAGGGGCCACUUCCAGCCAGCGCGAGGCCACCCUGCAGAACUGGCUGGACCUGAAGCGAACACUGAUGAUGAUCAAGUUUGCGGAGCGCUCGCUGGACGCAGCUUGCGGCGUGAGCCUCGAGGACUGGUUGUGCUGCCAGUAUCUGGCGUUCGCCACCACGGACACCCUGAGCAGGGUGGUGCACAUCCUGCAGCAGCCGCAACCACAUCCUCAUUCCCAGAACCAGAGCCAGCCCGCGCACCUGGCACAGAAUCAAACGCAUCAAGCACACACCCUCCACCUGACUCAGUCACAGCCUCUCUGAGUUUUUUCUACCCGGCUGUUACUAUGGCAACAGAUCCAACUUCCCCCUUGUGGUCCCUCUGCCACUGCUAAUGUGUGAUGUAAGCUAAUAGUCAGCUUUGUUGUUCAGCCGCAGCGCUCACCUGAAACUAAACCGCUGAUCGUGUAACGUCUGCCUCCUUCGUGGACAGUGAGGGGCUGAGGUCCAGUCACACAGAUCGGGCUUCCUCUCAGCGCUCAUUAACAAGUCCAGUCCAAGACCAACUGAAACAUUGAAGCUUCCAGUUCAUGAUCAUUUUUAGCUUUUUUCACAGAAUUGUGAUGGCAGGUCUCCAGAUUCCAUGUGAGGCUGUCAAAUGAAAUCCAUUUAGAGAUUUUACAUGAAUAUUCUAUAGAGAAGUUUGAUCAGAUUCCCUCGGUGUUCUCAUGGAAGCUUCAGACAUAGCUUUAACGUGCAUCAUUACACAGGUUUGAAAUCUGUGAAGACUAAAGAGAAAAAUGAAGGGAAUGUGGUCGAAACAAACAAAACAACAAACAAAAUCCAUUUCUUCUCUAGACUGAUGCAAAAUAUGAUUUACAAGCAAAGCCAAAGAAGCCACAAAUCGUCCACGUAGAGAUACUUUUCCACUUUUUAUCACAUCUUGAUUUCACUUUAUCACAGAUUGCAGUCUGACAGGAUCACAGUAACUCUGUCUGUCUAUCGUACCACACUUCACCUGCAGAGGAUCUGGAGGUAGAGGAUGAACACUGAGCAGUUCUCAGAGCAUAGCUAACACUUUAAAUGAUUCAAAGUUCAAAUGGGCUGUUGGUUUUACGUCAGACUAUGUGCAAUUAGUAUCUUUUAUUGUUUGUUAUUUUCUUUUGGAGCAUCUGAACAUUUGUAUGAAACGACGCAGUCUUUGGCUAAUCCUCUCUUCCAUUAGUUUUGUGGCACAUAAACUGACUCAUUUCAAUUUAAGAAACAAAGUGAAGUUCUGUGUGAAGAGCUUCUCACCGUGGAUGUGAGGACAGAUGUUUCAGGGACUGCAAAAAAAGUUCUUCUUUGUCUGUUGUGUUGUUUUUGUCAAGUUGUUUUGAGCAGUUCUGCGUUACGGACAACAUUUGCACAUUCAGUCUGAACGUCGGCGCUCCUCGAUGGAGGCUGGCGACGCAACGAUGCAGCACAGACUGAUUGGGAAAGGUUCCUGUGAACUUGAGGAACUGGAUUUGAUUUGUUUUGCAGUGUGUGGAAUGUAGAAAAAAAGUUUGCCUGGACUUAAACAAGACAUUUUGGACCUGGUCUCAUCUGCUUCAGAAAAUAUACUCAUCUUCCAGCUGAACCACUUUAUGAACUCACAAACACCGCAUUGAAGAGAAACUCAGCCACUGAGACUUGCCUUCAUUCCUUCGGCCCUGUCCCCCCUCGUCCUCUUUGCUCUGCUUAAGUCUGUCUUUUGAUAUCUGGAAGCUGUAGCAGCUCAGCAGCUCGUCAUUGGGGGGAAAUCUGCUUUUGGGAUCAGGAUCCUGUGAUUGAUGGUUUUACUGCAGACGUACAAUACAAGAUUUUUAAUGGUCCAUGGAGUGAAAAUGAGACGAAGCAGGUGUGAGUUUGUUUCUGUGUUUUAAAGGGUUUGUGUACUGAGGAAUGUGUGUGGACAGCACUGGUGGCUGUCCUUGUGUCUAGAGAUUUAAGCCUUUAUAUAGUAUAUAUAAAUAUAAAUAUAACCUUUAUCUAUUUUAAUCCACACACUAUUUUGUCGAGUACGGAGCACCUCUAUUUCUGUCUUUAGAUUAAUUUUUAAAGCUUUACUUGACUUUGUUCAGCCUUGCUUGUUCUGGGGGAGAAUCAGAAGGUGAGUGGUGGACACUGUCCUCCACUACAGGAUGAAUGAAACACAGCAUGAUAAGGAGCGUUAACACACAGAACAAUGUACAGUAUUUUUACCCCUUAUGUAAAGUUAUCUGCUUUAGGAGAUGAACCACUUUGAAAAGAGGCUGAAGGAUGACUUUUGAACGCACCACGACAUCCCAGCAUUCAUCACCCGUGCGUCCUGCAGCCAGUCUUGUCGAUUUUCUCUCUCUGCUCUGGUCUUCUCUGUGCAUUGUUAAAUGCCACUGAACAGAGACACAGAAGCUCUCUGAGGCGUUCUAUGAACAUGUGUACAGUUCUCCUGGCCUGCCGCCAUUUAUUGUUGAUCAAGUUAACCAACAGUAACAGAACAAUAAAUAUAUGUUUUUAUA
Messenger RNA from Larimichthys crocea (large yellow croaker), 8588 nucleotides. It is a transcript of the gene peak1, whose product is annotated as pseudopodium-enriched atypical kinase 1. Bases 562 to 6390 code for a protein of 1942 amino acids. Gene Ontology annotation, biological process: protein phosphorylation. NCBI's taxonomy places the organism in Eukaryota, Metazoa, Chordata, Actinopteri, Sciaenidae. Gene Ontology annotation, molecular function: protein kinase activity; ATP binding. The record is from RefSeq and is a predicted model, not a curated record. The transcript is spliced from 6 exons.